Molecule: messenger RNA, 171 nt
Organism: Acaulospora morrowiae
Lineage: Eukaryota; Fungi; Glomeromycota; Glomeromycetes; Diversisporales; Acaulosporaceae
Source: the annotation of a GenBank genome assembly
AUGUCCGAGACCGAUAAUUUACAUGGAGCAUUUAGUGUGGAGUGUGGAGAAUAUAAGAAAGCAAUGCAAACACGGUCAGUUGGGUACUCUCUAAAAUGGACUAGUGCUGCAUAUUCGUCACAUGUGUUAGGAAUUUUUGGGCAUAGGAUAUGGGGUAUACUUAAAAGGUGA